AUGUUCUCCAGGACGGCUCUUUCGAGAGGUGCCCAGCUGGCCACCUGCCGCCAAGCUUCCACCAAGCUUGCGCAGCGUCGUGGCUACGCUGCUGCAUCGUCAGCUCCCUCUUCGCAUACCUUCGAGACGUCCGAUGUUGCCGGCGUCAAGGUCGCGGCCAGAGACUCUCACGGCCCUACCACUCGCCUGGCCGUUGUUGCUAAGGCCGGAACAAGAUACCAGUCGGCUCCCGGUAACACCACGAAACGAUCCGCCCUACGAAUUACGCGAGAAAGCGAACUUCUCGGAGGUCAAUUGAACGCAUACCACACCAGGGAGGCUCUCGUCCUUGAGGCCAGCUUCCUGCGCGAGGACAUCCCCUACUUCACUGAGCUGCUGGCAGAGGUCAUCUCGCAGACCAAGUACACCACCUACGAGUUCCACGAGGACAUCGAGCGUGUGAUCCACCUGAAGCAGGCCAAGGUUGGCAGUGACGUUUCCGCUCUGGCUCUCGACGCAGCCCACUCCGUCGCAUUCCACACCGGUCUCGGCGCACCGCUGUACCCUUCGCCCUCGACUCCUCUCAAGAGCUACCUCGACGAACACAAGGUUGCCGCCUUCGCCGAGUCCGCUUACUCCAAGCCGAACAUUUCCCUUGUCGCCGACGGUGCCAGCACUGCCGCCCUCUCCAAGUGGUCCGAGCAGUUCUUCAAGUCUGUUCCUUCCUCGGGCUCCGCCCUCAACUCGGCCUCGACGACAUACUUUGGUGGUGAAUCGCGCAGUGCCCACACUGGUGGCAAUGCUCUGGUCAUUGCUUUCCCCGGCUCUAGCUUCAGCUCUUUCAAGCCUGAGGUUGCUGUCCUGGCUGCCCUUCUUGGUGGUCAGUCCAGCGUGAAGUGGACCCCUGGCUUCACCCUUCUCUCCAAGAUUGCUGCUACCUACCCAGGUACCACUGCUUUCGCCUCUAACCUUGCUUACUCCGACGCUGGUCUGUUCACCGUCCAGAUCUCUGGUAACGCUGGUGUCGUGCGCAGCACCGCUCAGGAGGCUGUCAAGGCCAUCAAGAGCGUCGUCGAGGGUGGCGUCAGCAAGGAGGACCUCACCAAGGCCAUUGCCAAGGCCAAGUUUGAUGCCCUGUCGAACAGCGAGGCCGGUGUCUCGACCAUCCUUUCGGCUGGUUCUGGCCUGGUUCACACUGGCAAGCCCUUCCAGAUUGCCGAGACGAUUAAGAGCCUGGAGGGUGUUACCGCCGAGAAGCUGAAGACUGCCGCAAAGGCACUGGUUGAUGGCAAGGCUUCCGUCGCCGCCGUUGGUGACUUGCACGCAUUGCCAUAUGCUGAGGAGCUUGGUCUGAAGGUAUAG
Pestalotiopsis fici W106-1 is the source of this 1341-nucleotide messenger RNA. Its product is annotated as Cytochrome b-c1 complex subunit 2. The coding region runs from base 1 to 1341 and encodes 446 amino acids. The record is from RefSeq and is a predicted model, not a curated record. Lineage: Eukaryota; Fungi; Ascomycota; Sordariomycetes; Amphisphaeriales; Sporocadaceae. Gene Ontology annotation, molecular function: metal ion binding. Gene Ontology annotation, cellular component: mitochondrion. The transcript has 4 exons.